CCCACCAGCCUGAGUCCGGUUUGUGUUCCAAGUACUCGACUUGUGAGUCAACUACUGAAAUCAAAUGCCAAAAUUGUUGAGCAAAAAGCUGAAAAUAAAAACGCAAAUGGAUCCUCGUCUAUGGCACAAAGUUGCUGCUAUCUCUGGGGCAGUAGCUGUUGGAUUAGGCGCAUAUGGUGCUCAUGGAUUCAAACCCAAAGAACCCGCCUAUAAACAGGUUUGGCAAACAGCGUCCUUGUACCAUUUGGUUCACACUGCAGCUUUGUUAGCUACCCCCAUGACCAAAUAUCCUAACAUUUUUGGAGGUCUGAUGAGUGCUGGAAUAGUCUUAUUUUCAGGGACGUGCUACAGCGUGGCAUACCUAGAAGACAGAAAGUACAAUAGGUUAGCGCCUAUUGGUGGCUUUGCAUUUAUAGCUGGCUGGGCUAGUUUGCUUUUCUGAAAGUUUAAGGUACAAAAAACAGCAAUUGCAUACUAUCCUUUCCCCACACCCAAGUGCUCAUGUGUUGAAUAACUGAUUAUCGGCUACAAAAUUUCUACUGAGACUGGUACAAAUAUCUCAAAAUGACUGAGAUUCUGCAAUAAUAAUCGACUGUAUAUGAAUGGGUUGUUAUUUGUUAAGCUAUAGAGUUAUUUGAGCUUUACUUGUGUA
Messenger RNA from Spinacia oleracea (spinach), 652 nucleotides. RefSeq lists its product as uncharacterized. The transcript has 5 exons. Gene Ontology annotation, cellular component: membrane. NCBI's taxonomy places the organism in Eukaryota, Viridiplantae, Streptophyta, Magnoliopsida, Caryophyllales, Amaranthaceae. The record is from RefSeq and is a predicted model, not a curated record. Bases 65 to 442 code for a protein of 125 amino acids.